Knipowitschia caucasica is the source of this 318-nucleotide messenger RNA. The record is from the annotation of a GenBank genome assembly. NCBI's taxonomy places the organism in Eukaryota, Metazoa, Chordata, Actinopteri, Gobiiformes, Gobiidae.
AUGUCAGGCUCUGGAUCUGGACCAGGGUCCGACUACGAUGAGGGGGAGUUGGUGGAGCCCUGCGAGGAGGAUGCCCAGUCCUCCUACUCCCAGGAGGUGGGGCAACGCGAGCGCUAUCCCCUGGAUCGUUUCUCGCAUUUGACCGCAUCGGCUGUGGUCAGGAUGCGUAUGGCGAUGCCGGUCCAGCCCGCCUCGCCUCCGGUGGACUAUUUACAGUCCCUCGCUCCCUCCCCCCGGCGACGCAGACCAUCUCCGUCCUCCGCGGGCUCCUCGUCCCACGGCACGGCGUCCGGGUUAUGCGGAGCGAAGAACCCGUGA